Messenger RNA from Rhagoletis pomonella (apple maggot), 990 nucleotides. Its product is annotated as zinc finger BED domain-containing protein 1-like. Gene Ontology annotation, molecular function: protein dimerization activity. Lineage: Eukaryota; Metazoa; Arthropoda; Insecta; Diptera; Tephritidae. The coding region runs from base 1 to 990 and encodes 329 amino acids. The record is from RefSeq and is a predicted model, not a curated record. The transcript is spliced from 2 exons.
AUGCUAGAACGUUUUCUGGACAUGUUCAAACUUGCAUCUGCACUGACACUUGAUUCAACAGAUAGUCCGGAGAUGUUAACGGGCCAAGAAAUUGAAGCGAUCAAGAAAAUUGUUCAGCUAUUAAAACCUUUCGAAUUCGUGACUAAAGAAGCUUCUGGACAGAAUUACGUAACAUUAUCUAAAAUUAUACCAAUGGUGAGCUGCCUUAUAUCUGAGGUGCGUAAAUUUUCCACAUCCAUUGAAUGCGUCAUCCAGCUUCAAUCAAAACUCAUGGCAGAGUGUAAUAAAAGAUUUGGUCUUAUCGAGUACAACACAUAUGCAGCUUUCGGUACAAUUCUUGACCCAAGGUUUAAAAAUCUUCACUUCCAAGAUGCCAACGCUUGCGGUAGGGCUAUACAAAAAUUGAAAAGUAUUAUAGAGGUAGAUGUGUCAACAAGCUCAGAAGAGGAAGAAGUAGCCAAGGAUGACUUCGACUUCUGGCAACAGCUCGCCGUCGGUCAAAGAAAAAAAAGGUCUACAAAAGGUGACGAAGUGUCCUUAUAUUUAUCCAGCCCAGUAUCUUGCCUGAAGUCGAACCCAUUAGAAGAAUGGGAGGAGCUAAAAACUGCGUUUCCUUUGUUGUAUAAACAAGCACGAUCAUAUUUACAUAUAGUUGCAACAUCUGUUCCUUGCGAACGAUUGUUUUCGAAAGCAGGAGCAACAAUAACCACGUCAAGAAAUAGGUUGACUGGCAAACAUUUGGAAAAACUUCUAUUCUUGGGAAAAAUCACAAGUGGCUUCUUGUGUUUUCCGAAAGGGCCGGUACUGAACACAAAAAUCGUCAAAGAAGUGUCAUUAGAAGUAAAUGAAGACGAACAAAGAAAAGAAGACGGAAAUGAACGCGAAGACGAUUACAAAGAUGAAAACGAAUACGAAAACGAAGACCAGAAGAAAGACGAAGACGAAAACGGCAACGGAAUUAGAGACCAAGACGAAAACCUAUUACCAUAA